Molecule: messenger RNA, 3152 nt
Organism: Ictalurus punctatus (channel catfish)
Lineage: Eukaryota; Metazoa; Chordata; Actinopteri; Siluriformes; Ictaluridae
Gene: armc10
Product: armadillo repeat containing 10
Exons: 6
Coding region: 114-1157 (347 amino acids)
Cellular component (GO): mitochondrion
Source: RefSeq, a predicted model, not a curated record
UUUAAAAUUCAGCCAUGGAGUUUUGCUGUAGCAAGAAACAAGUGCGCGUUUGACCAGCCAUGGGUCGUCCAAGAGGCUGUUUACUUGCAGCAAGUGUUCUUUAAAGCUUAUUAAUGAAAUAUUACAGUUAUUUCAUGAUGGGAGAGGACGGGGUAUUACAAAAGCUGGGUAAUAUGAAGGCUCUGUUGGGCAUCGUAGCAGGAGCAGGAGCUUCGUAUGGACUCUACAAAAUGUUGCUGCGCGCCUGCAGAGAAGAUCCAGAGGGAAAGAAAAUAAAGGAGAGAGAAAGUGGGAAUAUACAACCAGGAAGUCUGAUGGCCAAAGUGUCUGGAUUUAAUGUUGUUAGUGGAACUCUGAGAACAGAAGUUGCGUCAAGUGAAAUUCUCUCCAAAUCCCCCAGCAGUCUGGAGCCUCGACACCUCAGCAUGCUUCUAUCUCUCCUACAGAGCUGCCCGAACCCAGCGGAGAGAAAACAAGUCCUUAUAACUUUAGGAAAUGCUGCAGCUUUUACAGUGAACCAGGAUCUCCUUCGUGAAUUUAGAGGUCUUCAUAUCAUUGCCAGCUUCCUUUCUGACCCUGAACCUGAUGUCAGAGUGCAGACACUGAAUACCUUGAAUAACCUGAGCAUGAACAUCCGUAACCAAGAGCAGCUGCAGAUCUAUGUUCCUUCAGUGUUGGAGCUGAUUGAGAUGUCCCCUGUGAACUCGGAUCUUCAAAUGGCAGCACUGAGGUUACUGACAAAUUUGACCGUCACAGAUAAUCAUCAGCAUUUACUGAAGAACUCCAUCAUGCUGCUCUUGUCACUACUUGUAGUGAGCAACAGUGGUCUUCAGAUCCAGGUUUUAAAGGUUCUAGUCAAUUUAUCAUCUAAUCCAGACAUAAUGGACGAAAUAGUACAAGCCCAGGCUCCUGCUUCCCUGGUGCUCCUCUUUGAUUGCUGCACAAGCACAGAAGUGCUUCUUCGCCUUCUGGUCUUCAUAGGGAACCUGCGGGCUUGGAGACCAUCUGCACAGGUAGCCGAAGCUCUGAGGAGGCGACCGGACACCCUCUACUGUGUGCUGCUAGACAGCUGCUCUCAGAUACACAGCAGACUCCCUCUGCUCCUCUCCCACCCUGAUGGAGAGGUCAGAGCUCAGGUGGUGCGGCUCCUCGCUUAAACUCUCCUCUGGACUCCACCUUGAGCUCCAUCAGACAUAAGGUCCAGUCCCGCCUGGCCAGUGCACUUAAAAAUACAGCUUACGUGUGUAAAAAUAUGUGUGUUCAGUGGGAUUGCUUCUCCUGAUUCAGUCUUUAUUGAAUGCAAAUAUUUGGUGAAGUAAUGAACAACUAAUAAUGGGUCUAUAUGAAACUAAAGGAAUUCUGCAGCGUUUUCAAACUAAACUCUGCAUAAAGGUUCCUCAAUGUUUACUUGGGUUGUUAUCAGUUCUAGCUUUUUAAAGGGGUUCUGAGUUUCCCUGAACACUUUGCUGUAGAAUUGUAAAGAAAAUACUGGGUUCUCGCACAGCGAUAAACCAAAGAAUCUCUGUAACCUUUUUCUGUGAUUACCACAUAAAAUUGACACAUUUGCUUAUUGAGAAAAGAACACAAGAUCUGUUUACUCAAACACACUUAUAACUAAAACCAAAAACUCUUAUAACAUAAACAUUUAAAAUAUAUGGGUAUAUAAUACAGACUCAAAACUACAACCAUUAUAUUAAAAGGAAUAUGUCUUGGGAUGAGAGAGACAUGAAAGAAAGCUGUUAUAAAAUUUUGCGUAACCACAAACUCUUCUCUCUAAAAAAUUGUUCUGUGGGAAUUAAUUGAUUGCUUGAUUGAUUGUUUAAUUUUAUUUCCAAAUAUCAUUGAAUGAAAAGCAUUCUACAAACAUGCAUACUCGGUAUAAAGGUUUAUCCACUGCCCCAACUACUGAUUGUAUUGGAAAAACUCAGCAGUGUUCUGUUAAAAUGCAUUUAUUGUUUUUUAGAAGAAACAUUUAUCUACAUCUGAAAGUGAAGCCACUCUUUUUGUCCUCAAUUUUCACUCCUUUGUGCUUAUGUCCCUCCUGGAAGGCAGCAAGGGAAAUGUACAAGUAAAAGGAAAAGCAGUGAAAGUAAACAGAUUUAUAUACAUACAGGUGAUACAUUAAAGGGGGGAAAAAACACUGCCUCUGUUAUGCUGUAGAGAGCAUUUAGAGUGGAGUGUCACUACAAAUCAGUACAACGUUCUUCUGUUUGUUCCUGUGAUGAAACAUUUCUGUCCUGAUGGGGAGUGGUCUCUUCCAGGAUGACUCUGCCUCCAGCUGAAUUCUCACUGGAUGGUUUAUUGAGGAUGAAAAUAAUGGAAAUCAUAAGCUGUUUUUUUCAGUCACUAGAGCUCAACACAACUGAACACCUCUGGGAUAUUUUUGGACACCAACUGAAGGAUUCUAUUUUGGAAGAAUUGUGUUCAUCCAUUCAACACCUCCAGAUACUUGGAGUCUAUGCCAAGGUGCAUUAAACCAGUUCUGGUGACUCAUGUUUCCUUUAAUUUGUCACCUGUCUGUAAAUAUAAUGUUAAUUCCUCAGGCUAGUUUCAGUGGAUAGUAUGUGCUCAGUGAUUACCUCCUGAGAGGUACCCCUCCUUUGCCACAUAUCAAGUUGCAAGUGCCAAAAACUCUAACCAAUGAAUGAGUGUUUCACUCUAGCUGGUCUCCUACACACAAAGUGCUUCCUGUAGCUUUCUUUUUCUUAGCUAAUCAUAUAUUGCAAAAGUAAUAUAUGCUUGAAAGGUCUUUGUGAUGGACAACAGAUGCAAUUUGAAUGUUUAAUUUCUCCAGUGCUGUGUAUUUUUCUGCAUGUGUUGAGUGCAGUGCAAGUAUUUCCCUGCUUAUGUAUUAUAUAACUCUGCAUUAUGCUAGGUGUGUAAUUGAAAGACCUGUUUGGGUAAUAUAUAAUUACUGUAACUGGAAAAGCCAGUAAUGUGAAUACGUUUACGAAUUGUACCGUAGUUGUGUGAAUUUUAGUGGAUCGGUUGUCAUGUGCUCUGCUACAGUUGUCAUUUGGUCUUCUACAGUUGCAUUUUUCAGAGUAGCAUAACAUGACUGCCACUGCUCUUAAUGAUUGCUCAAUUGAGGCACAUUUUAAUGUUUGUAUGAAAAACUUUGAAAUAAAUUAUUUUAUUUUGGAUAACUAUCA